This is a messenger RNA of Onychomys torridus (southern grasshopper mouse), 2077 nucleotides long. It is a transcript of the gene Cish, whose product is annotated as cytokine inducible SH2 containing protein. Gene Ontology annotation, cellular component: phosphatidylinositol 3-kinase complex. The transcript is spliced from 3 exons. Gene Ontology annotation, molecular function: 1-phosphatidylinositol-3-kinase regulator activity. Gene Ontology annotation, biological process: intracellular signal transduction; phosphatidylinositol phosphate biosynthetic process. The record is from RefSeq and is a predicted model, not a curated record. Lineage: Eukaryota; Metazoa; Chordata; Mammalia; Rodentia; Cricetidae. The coding region runs from base 284 to 1057 and encodes 257 amino acids.
UUCCCCUCCCGGCCCACCGUCGCAACGCCUGCGGUUCUAGGAAGAUGCGGCUUCCGGGAAGGGCUGGGACGCAGCGGACAAAAGAUUAGGAGGCGGCUGGCCCCGCCCCGCCCUCCCGGCCCGGCCCCCUCGUCCUUCCAGGCUGCUGGCUCCACAGCCUUUCAGUCCCCGCUCGCCGCCUGUGAGCCCCGGGACCUUGACCCUCGCGCCUUCGACACCCACUGGCUCCCUUCUGCUUCCGUCCCGCCGAGCCCGACUCUCGAGCCGCCGUUGCCUCUAGGACAUGGUCCUUUGCGUACAGGGAUCUUGUCCUCUGCUGGCUGUGGAGCACACUGGGCAGCGGCCUCUGUGGGCCCAGUCUCUGGAGCUGCCUGAGCCAACCAUGCAGCCCUUGCCCACUGGGGCACUCCCAGAGGAGGUGGCAGAGGAGACCCCUGUCCAGUCAGAGAGUGAGCCCAAGGUGCUGGACCCUGAGGAGGACCUGCUGUGUAUAGCCAAGACUUUCUCUUACCUUCGGGAAUCUGGAUGGUAUUGGGGUUCCAUCACAGCCAGCGAGGCCCGGCAACACCUACAGAAGAUGCCAGAGGGCACAUUCCUAGUACGAGAUAGUACUCACCCCAGCUACCUGUUCACGCUGUCUGUCAAAACCACCCGGGGCCCCACCAAUGUACGCAUUGAGUAUGCUGAUUCUAGCUUCCGACUGGACUCCAACUGCUUGUCCAGACCUCGCAUCCUGGCCUUCCCAGAUGUGGUCAGCCUUGUGCAGCACUAUGUGGCCUCCUGUGCUGCUGACACCCGGAGUGACGGCCCAGAUCCUGUUCCCACCCCAGCCCUGCCUGUGCCUAAACACGAGACACCUGGUGACUCAGCCCUGCCUCUCCCCAUGGCUACUGCCGUGCAUCUGAAACUGGUGCAGCCCUUUGUGCGCAGGAGUAGUGCCCGCAGCUUACAACAUCUGUGUCGCCUUGUCAUCAACCGUCUGGUGGCUGACGUGGACUGCCUGCCGCUGCCCCGGCGCAUGGCCGACUACCUCCGACAGUACCCCUUCCAACUCUGACUGGGCCAGACACCCUGCCCUGCCUCACAUAACUAUAUCCUGAAGCAAACACAGGCCCCAGCUGGAGCUGGCUUCCUGCUGUCCCUCUUCAGUCAUCCUGCUACCUGUGUACAUACAGAAGUGCCAGCAAGAACAAGGCAGACGGAAGAGGGAUUGUCACAGACUCUGAGGUCAAUGCCUCCAGGUCCCAUAUGGCUCUUGGUGGCGAAGCCACAUGUCAGAGCAGAGAGAGACAGGCAGGACCUUGUCUCACCCUGGAGGCUGGACCCAGGCCUCCAUUCACUGGUGUGUCCUAGCCAUCCAAACUCUCUAUUUUCUCCCAGCUCUGGUCUCUCAAUCUGCUGGGUAGGGCAGGCCCCCUGCCCAUCUAUAGAGCAGUCAGCCUGUUUCUGGGAGAGUAUCAGCCAGAGGUACUGAGGUUGAUAGUGCCAUCCCCUUGGGAGAAAGCAGGCCAGGCUGGGGGGCUACACAAUUAUACAGUAUUUAUUUAUUUAUUCUCCUUGCGGGGGUUGGGGGUGGGUUAAUGGCAUGAGCCAUCCCAUUUUUCUGCCCUAAGGCCUGGGUGGUCCAAAGAUCCCCAGCUCUGGUUCUUCCCUGUGGAGACCCCCAUCCCCAGAUGUAUUGUUGGGCCCAAAGUAGUCCUGAAUGUCCUGGCCCUUACCACCUGCAUAUGGAUGUGCCCACUCUCUUUUCUCCCUGGCCUCUUUUGGGAGGCUUGGGAACCAGACAGACGGGAGCCAGAAACACAGAGCUCACACUCUCUCCUCACAUGGCUUCACAGAGCUGGCUUCUCUGUGGUGUGGUCCCUGCAGGGGGCAUGUGCUGGGUCAGGAAGGGGAUGCUGGCUCAAGGGCUGCUCUUGCAGCUCCUUUGUGUCUGCUUCCUGCCCAGGAAGUUGCCUGCAUGUGAGAGAGCGAGAAAUACAUACCUAAUGAGACUUUAUAAAACAAUUAUUAUUAUAACACAAAAACCAGCUUGGUAGUUUUUCUUCCACUGAUUUUUCUGUAAUGAUAAUAAAAU